Messenger RNA from Drosophila sechellia, 1429 nucleotides. RefSeq names its product RNA/RNP complex-1-interacting phosphatase. The record is from RefSeq and is a predicted model, not a curated record. The transcript has 7 exons. Gene Ontology annotation, biological process: protein dephosphorylation. The coding region runs from base 119 to 1291 and encodes 390 amino acids. NCBI's taxonomy places the organism in Eukaryota, Metazoa, Arthropoda, Insecta, Diptera, Drosophilidae. Gene Ontology annotation, molecular function: polynucleotide 5'-phosphatase activity.
UUGUAAUCUGGCAACGCUGGAGUAAGAAUUAUUUCUUUCCAAAACAUUGUCAACAAUUUUGGAAAACUUUGGAAAUAUCGGUUUCAAAUUGGGGUAAAAGGCUUGCCGAACAGACAAAAUGGUCAAAGACAUACCAGACAGAUGGUUGAAGUACAAACCGAUUGGAGAUCGUGUUCCUGGCACUCGCUUCAUCGCCUUUAAGGUGCCGCUGAAUCAGCAUGUCAACGCCAAAGUGGAGGAGAAUCUUCGCCUGGCGCCCGAAUCCCUUCUGCAGUUCGUGCCCGAUCUGGGUCUCAUAAUCGAUUUGACCAACACGGACCGAUACUACCACCCAAGUGCCAUAACCAACCACGAUGUGCGCCACCAGAAGCUGAUGAUCCCCGGAAAGCAGACACCUUCGCAUAAGCUAGCUGAAAGAUUCUGUGCUUUCGUGAAAGACUUCCUUGAAAGCAACGCGGAUAAUGACAAACUAAUUGGUGUCCAUUGCACACAUGGAGUAAAUCGAACUGGUUAUCUGAUCUGCUACUUCAUGAUCAGCGUAAUGAACAAGUCCCCUGAGGAGGCGAUACAAACCUUUUCAUUGGCCCGCGGCCAUGAAAUCGAACGCAACAAUUACUUGAGUUCUCUGAAGACACUCCCGAAUCGGGAGACCGUAUCGAAGCUGGCUGCCACAGAGAGGAGAUCUUCCACAAUAGAAGAUUGGCGUAAACAAGCUGCCGAUUACCAAAGGGAAAGAGAUGUGCAUCAGAAAUACAAACACAGACUGUCAGGAGGCUUUAAAGCGAUAUCCUAUCAGGGAGACGACGGGAAGCAACAUCAGUAUUCCCGUAUCCAUAGACCGCAUCCAGACGAAGAGCAAUAUAGGUUUCAAAGUAACCGAUCAGGAGGAGGCUAUCAGCUGGGCUCGAACCAACAUCCUUAUUCCCGUAACCAUAGACCGCAUCCAGACGAAGAGCAAUAUAGGUUUCAAAGUAACCAAUCAGGAGGAGGCUAUCAGCUGGGCUCGAACCAACAUCCUUAUUCCCGUAACCAUAGACCGCAUCCAGACGAAGAGCAAUAUAGGUUUCAAAGUAACCAAUCAGGAGGAGGCUAUCAGCUGGGCUCGAGAAGCUAUCAACAGGACCCUCAUCAAAGGUAUCAAAGGAACUGGGAUUAUUCGAGAAGAAACUACAGCGAAAGAAACUACAGUGAAAGAAACUACGGCGAAAGAAACUACAGUAAAAAAAACUACAGCGAAAGAAACUACAGUGAAAGAAACUACAGCGAAAAAAAGUACAGCGAUCAAAAGUAGCCGCUUCGUUCCAUUUAAUGUUAUAGUUUUACAAAAUCCUUGAGUGUAAUAAAUUUCGAACGGAGUGUUGAUCAAUUUGUAAAUUAUUGCUAAUUAGCUGCAACUACAAGUACGACAAUUAAAAUUCAUUUGAGACCA